UCUGCUCCAUCUAGACCAGCUCACUGCCCACUCCGGGCCCACCAGGACUCCCAUAGCCCCUGCAAGAGCCACAGCCCACUCUGCCAACAUGUCCAAGGUAGCCAAGUAUCGCCGGCAGGUGAGUGAAGACCCCGAUAUCGACAGCCUGCUGUCCACCCUGUCUCCCGAGGAGAUGGAGGAGCUGGAGAAGGAGCUGGACGUGGCGGAUCCAGACGGGAGCAUCCCUGUGGGGCUACGGCAGAGAAACCAGACGGAGAAACAGUCCACGGGCACGUACAACCGGGAGGCCAUGCUCAACUUCUGUGAAAAGGAGACCAAGAAACUGAUUCAGAGGGAGAUGUCCAUGGAUGAAAGCAAGCAAGCGGAGACCAAGACAGAUGCCAAGAACGGAGAGGAAAGGGGCAGAGAUGCCAGCAAAAAAACCCUGAGCCCCAGGCAGGACUCAGACCUGGGGAAGGAGCCAAAGAGGGGCGUUUUAAAGAAAAGCUUCUCCAGAGACAAAGAUGAAGCUGAUGGUAAAGGUGGCGAGAAGCCCAAGGAGGAGAAACUCAUCAGGGGCAUCGACAAGGGCCGGGUCAGGGCUGCAGUAGAUAAGAAAGAGGCGGGGAAGGCUGGGGGCACAGAGGAGAGGCCCGCGGCCACGAGGAAGGGAGAGGAGAAGAAAGCGAAUGACAGGAGCCCAGGUCUGAGCGGAGACAAGGAGAAGAAAGAGGAGGUGAAGGAGGUAAGAAGGAGGGAGGAGCAGGAGAAGGCGAGAGGAGACAGGAGGGACACAGACACCAGGAAGCAGGAUGAGAUGGUGAAAAGAGGAGCUGGAAACACAGACCCGAAAAAGAAGGAUGAGAAGGUCAAAAAGGAUGAGGCCCGAAAGGAAAAGGAGCCCAAAGAGGAGAGCAGGACCCCAGCAAUGGAGACACAGGCCUCUGAGGGGCCUGCCAAGGCGGAGGAGGAGGCGGCUCCCAGCAUAUUUGACGAGCCCCUGGAGAGAGUGAAGAACAACGACCCCGAGACAACUGAGGUGAACGUCAACAACUCAGAUUGCAUCACCAAUGAGAUCCUGGUGCGCUUCGCCGAGGCUCUGGAGUUCAACACCGUGGUCAAGGUGUUCGCCUUGGCCAACACCCGCGCUGACGACCACGUGGCCUUCGCCAUCGCCAUCAUGCUCAAGGCCAACAAGACCAUCACCAGCCUGAACCUGGACUCGAACCACAUCACAGGCAAAGGCAUCCUGGCCAUCUUCCGGGCCCUGCUGCAGAACAACACGCUGACCGAACUCCGCUUCCACAACCAGAGACACAUCUGCGGCGGGAAGACGGAGAUGGAGAUUGCCAAGCUGCUCAAGGAGAACACCACCCUGCUCAAGCUGGGCUACCAUUUCGAGCUGGCUGGGCCCCGCAUGACCGUCACCAACCUGCUCAGCCGCAACAUGGACAAGCAGCGACAGAAGCGGCUGCAGGAGCAACGGCAGGCCCAGGAGGCCAGCGCAGAGAAGAAAGGUCUGCUGGAGGUGCCCAAGGUCGGGGCCCUGGCCAAGGGCUCCCCCACUCCCUCACCCCAGCCAUCUCCAAAGGCCUCUCCCAAGAACUCACCCAAGAAAGGGGGUGCUCCAGCGGCCCCACCUCCGCCUCCACCUCCCCUGGCCCCACCCCUCAUCAUGGAGAACCUGAAGAACUCACUCUCACCAGCCACCCAGAGGAAGAUGGGAGACAGAGUCCUCCCUGCCCAGGAGAAGAACUCCCGGGACCAGCUCCUGGCCGCCAUCCGCUCCAGCAACCUCAAGCAGCUCAAGAAGUUAAGCAGCAGGGCUGGGGCCGGGUCCGGGCUGGGAGGAGAGGGCAGGGCUGCACAUGCAGGGAAGGUGGAGGUUCCCAAACUGCUUCAGUAG
This is a messenger RNA of Diceros bicornis minor, 1885 nucleotides long. It is a transcript of the gene LMOD1, whose product is annotated as leiomodin 1. The record is from RefSeq and is a predicted model, not a curated record. The coding region runs from base 89 to 1885 and encodes 598 amino acids. Gene Ontology annotation, biological process: muscle contraction; pointed-end actin filament capping; myofibril assembly. Gene Ontology annotation, cellular component: myofibril; striated muscle thin filament. The transcript has 3 exons. Gene Ontology annotation, molecular function: actin binding; tropomyosin binding. Lineage: Eukaryota; Metazoa; Chordata; Mammalia; Perissodactyla; Rhinocerotidae.